AUGCAGGCUGUAAUACAGAGGCAGUGAAAGUGAGGGUCUGAAAGAUGUAGUGCCAGGCCGGACAAGGCUCCGUAGAAGCAGCCAACAGGAAAACGCUGGGGAAUCCGCAGACACCGACAGGCCGCAGGAAACAAUAACUGCAAGCACUGACCGGGAGAGGUUCACCACUGACAGGCAAGAAAACGGUGCUGCAAAAAACGCUCUGCAGAGAAUUGAUACAGGACCAACCACUUCCUCAGCACAGCAAACUCGGGCAUUCUGGCAAGGACCACGAACAAGUUGCAUGAGCCCUCACAAACACAUCCAGCACCACGCAGCCCCCGCAAGCCUUACCCACCGCAGAGCACGCCAAUUACUCCGCCAGCACAACCCAAUGACUGACGCCAAGCAGGGAUCCCACAAGGAAACAGAAAAAUCGACACCACAGACAGCCAACCGAAGCGGAGCCCAGGAAAGGACAAAGAAAAAUGAAAAAGAAAAAAAUGGUGGGGGAAUGGCAGACCAUGCGAGGGAAGCGGAUGGUGACCGGAAAUAG
This is a messenger RNA of Pelobates cultripes (western spadefoot toad), 535 nucleotides long. Lineage: Eukaryota; Metazoa; Chordata; Amphibia; Anura; Pelobatidae. The record is from the annotation of a GenBank genome assembly.